Osmerus eperlanus (European smelt) is the source of this 384-nucleotide messenger RNA. Its product is annotated as epithelial membrane protein 3-like. NCBI's taxonomy places the organism in Eukaryota, Metazoa, Chordata, Actinopteri, Osmeriformes, Osmeridae. The record is from RefSeq and is a predicted model, not a curated record. The transcript has 3 exons. The coding region runs from base 1 to 384 and encodes 127 amino acids. Gene Ontology annotation, cellular component: plasma membrane.
AUGGUCCUCCUGCUUGUGUCUGUCACUGUGCUGCACCUGGUCACACUGGCUAUGCUCUUCACCGCCAUUCUGGAGAAGUCUGUCCAGGCCCUGAUGGUCCUCACCGUGGUCUUCUCCUCCGUCUCCUUCCUGGUGUUCCUGGGACAGCUCUUCACCAUGUCCACUGGAGGUCUCUUCUACUUCACUGGGCUUUGCCAGAUCUGUGCAGGGUUGACAGACUUUGCUGCUUGUCUCAUCUUCACGUUCCACCGCAAGGAGGUCCUGGACGAGGCCCGGGAGUCCAGCACCUCUCACUUUGGUUACUGCUUCAUCCUGUCCUGGCUCUCCAUGCCUCUGCUGGUUGUUAGCGGUGUUCUGUACAUCCACCUGCGCAAGAAGCAGUGA